Mirounga angustirostris (Northern elephant seal) is the source of this 19781-nucleotide messenger RNA. RefSeq names its product LON peptidase N-terminal domain and ring finger 2 (gene LONRF2). Bases 357 to 2639 code for a protein of 760 amino acids. The record is from RefSeq and is a predicted model, not a curated record. The transcript has 12 exons. Gene Ontology annotation, molecular function: ubiquitin protein ligase activity; protein binding. Lineage: Eukaryota; Metazoa; Chordata; Mammalia; Carnivora; Phocidae.
GGACGUGGGGAGGGGGUCGCCACGUUCUCACAGGCCGCCUGGGUUACAUAAGCGAGCGGGGGGAGGAGGGGGCUUCGCGGGCGCCGGGGCUCGGGCCGUGCCCGCCCCGUCCCCGCCUCUGCCCGGGUGGGGUUGUGACCCUGCGGGACCGGCCGCCCACGCCGCGCGGGGGACACCGCCCCAGUCUUGCGCCCGCCCUCGCCAGUGGUAACCGCGGCCCACAGCGGCCGCCCGCAGACGCGCGGGGCUCUCGGCGAAGGCGGCGGCCGCGCUUCCACCGCCGGGCCCCAGGCAGCGGAGCAUCCUCUCGCCUAGGCUUCUUCCGUCCGGGCCUACGGCGCCGCAGCCCCGUGGCUAUGAGCCCCGAACCCGUCCCGCCGCCGCCGCCCCAGUGCCCCGGCUGCGACUGCGGGGAGCCGUUCGCCAAGCGCUUGGAGAAGGGCGACGAGGCCUUCCGCGCCGGCGAGUAUGAGAUGGCAGCGGAGCUCUUCCGCUCGAUGCUGGCCGGGCUGGCGCAGCCCGACCGCGGCCUGUGCCUGCGGCUGGGGGACGCGCUGGCCCGCGCGGGCCGGCUCCCCGAGGCCCUGGGCGCGUUUCGCGGCGCCGCGCGGCUCGGAGCGCUGCGGCCAGAGGAGCUGGGGGAGCUGGCGGGCGGCCUCGCGUGCGCCCUGGGCCGGCGCGAGUGGCGGCUGCCGGCUGGGAGGCCGGGCCGCGCCCCCGAGGAGCCGCGUGGGGAGCAGCCGGCCUCCGCGCGCGUCGCGCCCCGUGACCUGCUGGGCUGUCCGCGCUGCCAGCGGCUGCUCCACAAGCCGGUGACCCUGCCGUGCGGGCUGACGGUGUGCAAGCGCUGCGUGGAGUCGGGGCCGGCCCGGCUGCCGGCUCGGCGAGUCAACGUGGUGCUGAGCGGCCUGCUGGAGAAGUGCUUCCCGGCCGAGUGCCGUGUGCGCAAGCUGGCGGGCCAGGCACGGGGUCUGCAGCGCCAGCAGCAGCCCGAGGCCGCGCUGCUCAGGUGCGACCAGGCUCUGGAUCUGGCUCCUAGAGAUAAUUCGUUAUUGCUGCUGCGAGCAGAGUUACAUUUAACCAUGAAGAACUACGAGCAGGCUCUACAGGAUGCCAAUGCCGUUUGUCAGAAUGAACCUCUCUUGACUAAGGGGCAUCAUAUGAAGGCUCAGGCUCUUUCUGGAUUGGGAAGAAGUAAAGAAGUGUUAAAGGAGUUUCUCUACUGCCUUGCUUUAAAUCCUGAAUGUAACUCAGUGAAGAAAGAAGCACAGAAGGUAAUGUGCGAGGUGUUUUUUCCAGCUUCAGAAAAUGUGCCUCAGAAUUUGACAUCUUCCAUCCAAAGCAGAAUAUUGAACAGCAGGCUAAAGGCUCAGUGUGCCAGCCAUGUAAAUACCCAGCCUCUGGAAGAAGGUGGUAGUGCAGGGUGUUCUAAGAAUCCAUCUGAGAAAUCUGAUGUGUUUAGAAAUACCAAUUCUUCAGUUUUGUAUUUUACACUGGGUCUGCACUUUGAAGAGGAUAAAGAAGUGUUGGAGAGUAUCCUUCCAGUAGCACCCAGCACCAGUUUAAAGAGACAAUUUCCAAAUGAUUUGGAGGAUGUGCAUGACCUGAAUGGCCCUGGGAAAAUUCCCAAGAAAGAGGCAGAUUCCUCACCUCAAAGGAACAUGACCUCUAACAUAGGAGAAAGUCCAGAGCUCUCCAUAGAUGUAACUGACUUUGAGUGUGCCCUUUGCAUGAGGUUGCUCUUUGAGCCUGUCACUACACCAUGUGGACAUACGUUUUGCCUGAAAUGCCUUGAACGCUGCCUCGACCAUGCCCCACAUUGUCCACUGUGUAAAGAAAAACUCUCAGAAUUGUUGGCAAGCAGAAAUUUUAAUAUAACUAUUUUGGCCGAAGAAUUAAUAUUUCGAUAUUUAUCUGAUGAACUCUCUGAUAGGAAGAGAAUUUAUGAUGAAGAAAUGACAGAACUGUCAAAUCUGACCAGAGAUGUCCCCAUCUUUGUGUGUGCCAUGGCCUUCCCCACGGUCCCGUGUCCACUUCAUGUCUUUGAGCCCCGCUAUCGGCUUAUGAUAAGAAGAUGCAUGGAAACUGGCACCAAACGGUUUGGCAUGUGUCUGUCUGCUGAGCACGCAGGAAUUUCAGAGUACGGCUGCAUGCUGGAGAUUAAGGACGUCAGAACGUUUCCUGAUGGGAGUUCGGUUGUGGAUGCCAUUGGGAUUAGUCGGUUCAGAGUUCUGAGUCACCGUCACAGAGAUGGCUAUAACACAGCCGACAUUGAAUAUCUCGAAGAUGAAAAGGUGGAAGGUCCAGCAUAUGAGGAACUUACCAGUCUUCAUGAUUCAGUUUAUCAACAGUCGGUUUCCUGGUUUACUUCACUUCAGGAUCACAUGAAGGAACAAAUUUUAAGCCAUUUUGGGUUAAUGCCAGACAGAGAAUCUGAGCCUCAGAGUAACCCUAGUGGCCCCGCGUGGUCCUGGUGGAUCCUGGCGGUGUUGCCAUUGGAACGCAAGGCUCAGCUGGCUAUUCUUGGCAUGAUCUCCCUUAAAGAGCGUCUGCUUGCCAUUCGGCGAAUAUUAGUCAUCAUCACGCGUAAGAUGAAUAGUCGGCAGGAGCUGGUUAAUAGCAGGGAGAGAAAUAAUUAAUUUUCUCUCUCUGUCAAGGUUUCUGGAAGCCCUUGUACUUUUGUGAGGAGUGCUAGGCGUGGAGAGUAUCCUCCCAUAAAUCAUGCUUUGUAAAACGCUCGUUGAUAGGUUACAAAAUGGAACACUUAGCCAACACUGACCCCUAUUCAAAUGUUAGAAGUCUGUGCCUCGCGGAACCUGACUCUGUGCAAGAUUAGCCUGAAGUUUGAAUGGAGCCCCUGGUUGGAAAAGAACCUAAGAGAAUCUCUCUGAAGCAGAGGCUCUAGGGUGUAGUUCAGUGACAGCAGGGAACACCACAGAUAGUUGACGAGUGGUUUAGGUUUUGCAAGAAAGAAGGACCCUCUCCCCAGUGAAGUGUCUUCCUGCACCAGAUGGAAACAGCAUGCUUUGGUGGCUAGACAGAAAGGGGGAAACCACAUUUUUAUCUGGAAGCAGAUUCCUCAGAGCGCAGGCUAACUGAAGAUGUGCUUAGGCUUUGUGUGUCACUGUAAAGUUGUCUGUGAAGUUGAGGAAUCAAAUUGUGGUCCAGCGCAGGUCACCCAAGAAGCUGUAGCUGCCGGAUAGCACUGUGUUUUGUGUCCUGCGGUAGUUCAGAUAUUGUACAUUGCACGUUGUAAUCAAAUGAACGUCAGAAUACACAAAGUGUACCCUGGAUAGAGAAAAAUCUGAGGCCAGUAUAGGUGACUUGAGGACAUAUAUUCCUACACACUCCAGAAAGAGUGAGCAACAGUUAGCUAAAACCCUACAUGCAUUGGGAUGUCAACAUACAACCAAACUAGUGCAAAAAACUCCUUGAAAACGUAACCCUGUCUCAUUAUUUGGUGGGUAUCAAGCAUUUAGGAAAUUGUCCUCUUGCUACUAGGAUUUGCAUUGGAAAUUAGGCCCAUCCGUAAUUUGAGUUCACCAUCCAUCCACUCAUAUAUGAAGACAUGCUAUGGAAUGGGCAUCUAUCUAUUCCAGGAAAACAUACCAGGACAAUAUGCAAGAAGGAGGAGGUGGGGAUGGGAUGUAAGUAGUCGGCAAGUUUUUCCUCCAUGUUCAACCUAAAACUUUUCUUUGUGUCUUUUGAAAAGAGGUUUUAGAAGUGAUCAGACCUGGUGUUAUCUAUUAAAGAACAAUACAUGACAACUUCAGCCUCGGAUGCAUGUUGGUAGUAUUAAUUGGAAUAACCAUUUGAACCUGAGAUACUGAAUUGUUCUCACUGGUCUAACCAGCUGGUGCAUUGAGUUGGCUUCUUGGUCUAUGCUGUAGAUAGAAUGGAAAGAUGAUGAGAACAAGGCCAGGGAAUAAAUCACAGCUGUAAGUUUUGCUUUAUUCAUUCAAGGUGUACGACAUUUGAGUUUUAACAAAUAUAUUUCAUAAUGUCAAAAGUUGGUUGUUUAUCAAUCCAUCAAGCAUUUUAUUAGAAAGACUUUAUAAUUGUGUUUCAUUUUAAUUGUAGAAGUUUUCAAUAGCUAAAGCUCAGUUUCAUUAUGGGAGUGAGAAAAUACUAUUCUUAUGUAACUUAGUCAUAAAGUGAAAAUGUGAAAGUAUUUCCAAUCAGAUGUUUCUAGUGCCUCACUUCCUGCAAAUCUCAAAUCUCAUCUUGAACAUGGUUUAAAGGCAGUUUUGCCAAAUGAUUUCUAAAAUAUUUUAUUGAUUCAUGUGUUAAUGAUAGUAUCUAACCUUCUUAGGCAUUGUAUCUUAAUCUGAUCAUCUAAAAGAAAACAAAACUCUGUCUAGUAUGCCAGAGGACCUUUCUCGGGAAUGGUUCAUGGAAAUGGGUAUGCACUGACCAUUCUCUUUCUUUCUCUUUUGGAGAAUUUUUCCUACCUUAAAACCAUAUCAUUGCUGUUUCCGUCUGAGAGUAUGUAAAAUAACCACAGUGUGAUCACAAUUUCCCCAGGAGCCUUCCUGAAGUUAAGUCCCUGUGCUCAGAGUACCAGGGCUUGUCCUGUACAUCAGAUGUUGUUGCUUUCUCAGCCUUACUCCUGAAAUGUCAUUACUGGAACGGAUCUCUGACCAGAACCACUAACUUAUCUUUUCCUGAUUCUGUCUGCCUUCUUCUGAGUUUUCAGCUCGUUCCAAGUGUUCUUGUGUAAAAGCCUGUUUGGCAGUAGUGAUGUAGAUAGAACAGCAAAAGUUUCUGUUGUCUUUAUCUUUUGACACCCAAGGGAAUGGACUGUGACCACUUCAGGCUCUGUCCAGCAUCUCACCUCUGCCUAGAGCAGAGCAGGAUCAGAUGGGCACUUCCUGAGCACUUAGAUGAUAUUCUUUUUUUUUUUUUCUUUUAAGAUUUUAUUUGUUUAUUAGAGAAAAAGAGAGCACACGCUUGAGAGAGCACAAGCAGGGUGUGGGGCAGGGAGGGAGAGGGAGAAGCAGACUCCCCACUUAGCAGAGAGCCCGACAUGGGACUUGAUCCCAGGACCCCAGGAUCAUCACCUGAACUGAAGGCAGAUGCUUCACUGACUGAGCCACCCAGGAGCCCCUUAGAUGUCAUUCUUUAUCAGGAAGUUGGACCAGGGAAAUAAUAUCUCAAGUCAUAUUAUGAAGGAAGCUUACUUUUACAAACUUAAGGAAACCUAAACUCCAGUUUGCUACAAAUUUAGCUAAUGCAGUGGAACAGCUCCACCCCCGCAUACCUCUUUUCUAUCAUGGAGAUGUCAUUUCUAAUAUUUCUCAGAAAAUAAGGUCUCAUUCAGAAUCAGAACAAUCAAGUUUAAUUUUACUGAAAAUGUUCCAACACUAAUGGUCUAGUUACAUCAGAAUAAAAACAGAAUCUACUUAGGGUAAUAAUAACAGUGUGGGGGGUAGUAAUUUUUCUUCUUUAAGUAUAGUACUUGAAGUACAUUCUGUACACUCUGUUAGGCGUUUUUCCAUUUCACUCUCCUAAGUGGCUUGACUCAUAAUUCCAUCCCUGCCUACAUCUCUGAAAUACAACUGAUAUCCUGAUGGGCAGUGUUCUGAAAGCUCAUGAGAUUUUUAGGAUAUCACAUUCCCUAUGUGUCCUCAUCUUCAAAAUUGAAAGUUAGAAUACUUUUUAAAGUUCCAAUUUUUUUUUUUAAGAUUUUAUUUAUUUAUUUGACAGAGAAAGACACAGCGAGAGAGGGAACACAAACGGGGAGUGGGAGAGGGAGAAACAGACUCCCUGCCGAGCAGGGAGCCCGAUGCGGGACUCGAUCCUGGGACUCCAGGAUCAUGACCUGAGCCGAAGGCAGUCGCUUAACCAACUGAGCCACCCAGGCGCCCUAAAGUUCCAAAUUUUAAAAAAAUGUAAGAUUUUAAGAUUUUUCCAUGCAACCACAUAAGUGGUUCAUAACCAAUUCAUGUGCCAACUUUUGGAGUGUUAUCCCAUCUUUAUAACCACAAAGAUGUCCUUUCUUCUCUUAAGCAUCACCCCCCACCAUCUCCCAAACCAAAAAGCACCAAAACUGUUUAGUAAGUUGUAUCUCAACUAUUAACAUAUAUCAAGUCUUACUACAGGACUUUUGAAUCAUCAAAGAACAAAAUUAUAGAUGGUAGAAUUACCAUGAACUAUGAUAGUAUCAUUUUGUCGUAAAAUUAUUUGAAAAUUGGUAGUUGUUAUAAUCACAAAAAUACUCCAUUGCCUGGACUAGCUGUAUUACAUAGAAGUCAUUAUGAUUUUUAAAUUGCUUUUAAAAAGUACUCAUCUGUUUCUUCUUCCUUUCCCCUUUUAUGUUAAAUUAUUUUGAUAGGUACCACUCUUUAAAAUUUAGAUGCUAUCUAUCAAAUAAUGUGACAGAUACGAAAAAGAAAGAUGGAGCAUUAGGAGGGAAAAUAAAUGUGGGUGAGUUUUGUUUGUUUAAGGCAUAAGGUUUUAUUUUUCCUAAAUACCCCCAUGGAAUAGGGUAGAAAGGUCCCCAUCUCCCAUUCUCAACAUGGAUAGCAGUGGCAGCUUGCAGAAAGAAGCUCUUUCUCUGUAGCUCUGCUCCUAUGAGAAGACCCUGUUCUGAUUCUGUGACUCAUGGAAACUAAAAAGCCAGGGAGGCUAGAUCUGAAUGAGUAGGGUGAGCUGUGCCAGCCAUAUGGAAAAAAUUGAACACUGAUUGUUGCCCAGUAUCACCUCGUCCCAAAUGGGGCUAAUGCUUCAUUCUGAGCCAUUGCUUUCUGAAUCAUAGGAGGUAUUUCCACCUUUGCAACUCCUCCCCUUAACUUCAGCCUCUGAACGGCUAAAAAAAAAUUACCUAGUCUGCUGAAUCCUGUCAGGUAGCUUUUAGUAGUGGAUCUGCUUUUAGGUGAAUAUUAGCAUAUUGAGUAUUAGAAUAUUGCAGUAGCAUAAACUAUUGAAGAAAUUCAUUUGCCACCACUGCAGAUAGACUAGUUGGGGACAUAGCUCUGAUUUGUGCCCAAGACUUAAUUUCUAAGUGGCUGGGUGACAAUGCAGAGAGGUCCAUGCCACUGAAAGAAAAAUUUAUUGUUACUCAUAUUUCCACUAGAAAUGAGAGGCAUGCAGUCAGGGCCGCAUGGGGAAGCACCAGAGCCAGAAGGCAGAAGCAGGAGUGUGGGGGAGAGCCUUUAUUGUGUUUCUGUGGGAAACACCAGGCAGGGCAGGGGAAACAGCUUGGGAUUGUCUAGUUUGGGUGGUGGUGGGUUUUGGGCUAUAUGGGUGGGAUCUUCUUGUCUGGUAUUGAGCCCUGGGUGAGUAAGGCCGAGGACUCUUUUUCUUGUGGACUGUUAAGAGCCAGACAAAGGAGGUGGCUCAGAGUGUGGGCUCUGGAUUGGUUGGUUCUCAUAUGAAAGUUAUGCUUCCUCAUGGGCCCUUUGCAGCCUCUGACUGACCAGCCUAGGGCGGGCAGUCUCACCAACCAGUGAGACCCCCAAGAUGUCAAAAUAUCAUAAAGUCUUUUUUAACACAUGAUUAAUAUGAUUGUCCUCUGAUGUUUUGACAUCACAUUAAGGAAACUUUGGAGUGAUAAUAAUGGAGACAUUAAAGAGUAAGGCAUACGUUACCUUGAACAGCACCAAAAGUUUUUUUUUUACUAUGUUAUGUUAGUCACCAUACAGCACUUCAUUAAUUUUUGAUGUAGUGUUCCAUGAUUCAUUGUUUGCGUAUAACACCCAGUGCUUGUUGCAACAGGUGCCCUCCUUAAUACCCAUCACUGGUCUAACCCAUCCCCCCACCCCCUCUGAAACCCUCAGAUUGUUUCUUGGAGUCCAUAGUCUCUCAUGGUUCGUCUCCCCCUCCGAUUUCCCCGCCUUCAGUUUUCCCUUCCUUCCCCUAAUGUCCUCCAAAGUGUUAUAUUAUAAGAGUAGAAAGGAGCAGCACAGGCAGAGGUGUAAGGAGUCCCUGAGGCCGGCCCAUAACUACGGUUCCCAUUUAUGUGUAUUAGCCAAGAUCAUAGAUCUGGAGUCUUGGGGGUGGGUGGUCUUCAACAAUGUCUUAGCAGAGUUGUAAAGUGUAUGAAAAGUAUGAGUGUGAUAAUAUCUUGAUCUCUUUCUCGAGUCAAGAUGGCAGGUCCAGCAGUUAUGCUAUUGGAGCGUAUGAUAAUUUAAUAAAUACAUUAACGAUUAAGCAGUAAGUGUAUGUAACCAAGGGAAAGGAGUGUUAUGACUAGAGACAUGGGGUAGGAGGUUCUGGUGGAAAGCUGGAAAGGGCAGUAGGAGAAGGAGAGUGAGUGAGUGGUGCUCUCCCAGAGACUUGGGUUGACUGAGAGAAGGCAGGUGCUUCCUGGGGAAAGUAAUAAUCACCAUUCAUUUUUGGAAUACUUUACAGAUAGUAACCUCCAUCAGAUUUCACUUCAGGCAUGGGAGUGUAGGGGUAUGUGUUUUGGCAGAGAGCAAGGAAUAUACCAGGGUAAUGUGCUAAACAGGCAGCAAGCUCAGAAACAUAAUAGAAUCCCUAAUAUUUAAGGAAGAGAAGUAAAAACGUCCUGUGUCCAAUUCGUGACUUAACAAAGGCAGUCUAUGGGCAUAAAUUCUAGUGUCCAAAAUAGAGUUGUCUCCAGUCGCAAGCUCGUGGUCUGGGAGAUGUCAUCUGAGCAAUGAGCUUCUGGGCCAGAGUGAUGUUGUCUAGGGAGUGGGACAUGAGGUAUUCAUUUUAAGUGGGUACCCACUCAGGUUGAUGUGGGUCUCAAUGUUUGCUAUGUUUGCUUGAAACAGUGAUUUACUUGAAGUGUUUGCAAACCAGUGAAAGCAACCAGACCAGCAGUAAUAAGACCAACAGUCAGUAGAACAGUGGGCAGCUACACCUGGCAGAGAUUUUGUUUUUGAUUUUUGGUUUAGGUUCACUUGGGUCCCUUAUCAGUUGAGCAGCUGCCUGGCCUGUGGGAAUGUCUGUGAUUAAUGGGUCCCAAGAAAGUAUGUGCCCUCAAUCUGGCCUUUAGCCCUUGUGGGAUGGGGGCAAAAUAGAAAAAUGUAUAAAGACGGGGAAACCUUGUUAAAGGGACUAACAUAUAAUGAGUUUUUAAUAUACAUGAAAGCACAUAUCCCCCUUUAUUUUUUUAAUUUAAAUUUUAGGUAGUUAACAUGCAGUGCAGUAUUGGUUUCUGGAGUAGAAUCCAGUGAUUUAUCACUUAUGUACAAUACCCAGUGCUCAUCACAAGUGCCCUCCUUAGUACCCAUCACCCAUCUAGCCUAUCCCCUACCUACCUCCCUCCAUCAACCCUCAGUUUGUUCUUUGUUGUUAAGAGUUUCUUAUGGCUUGUUUCCCUCUCUCCUCUUUUCUUUUCCCCCUUCCCAUAUAUUCAUCUGUUUUCUUUCUUAAAUUCCACAUAUGAGUGAAAUCAUAUGGUAUUUGUUUUGCUCUGAGUGACUUAUUUCACUUAACAUAAUUCACUCUAGCUCCAUCCAUGUCAUUGCAAAUGACAAGAUUUCAUUCUUUUUGAUGGCUGAAUAAUAUUCCAGUGUGUGUGUGUGUGUGUGUGUGUAUCCCACUUCUUUUUCAUCCAUUCAUCAGUCGAUGGACAUUUGGGCUCUCUCCAUAGUUUGGCUAUUGUAGAUAAUGCUGCUAUAAACAUUGUGGUGCAUGUACCCCUUUGAAUCUGUAUUUUUGUAUCCUUUGGGUAAAUCCUGGUAGUGCAAUUGCUGGAUUGUAAGGUAGCUCUAUUUUUAACAUUUUGAGGAACCUCCAUACUGUUCUCCAGAGUGGCUGCACCAGUUUGCAUUCCCACCAACAGUGCAAGAGGGUUCCCUUUCUCUGCAUCCUCACCAACACUUAUUGUUUCUUGUGUUGUUAAUUUUAGCCAUCCUGGCAGGUUGAGAUGGUAUCUCAUUGUGGUUUUUGAUUUGUAUUUCUCUGAGAUGAGUGAUCUUGAGCAUCUUUUCAUGUGUCUGUUAGCCAUCUGAACACAUACCCCCUUUAAAUAGAGGAAAGUGCAAUUAGAAAAAUUUUUUCCAGCUUUAUUAAAAAUGGAUAAAUAUAAUUACAUACAUUCUGAGUGUACAGCAUGAUUUGAUACACAUGUACAUUGAGAUAAUUAAUACGUCUGUCACUUCACAUAGUGUGUGUGAUGAGAAUGUUUAAGAUGUACUCUCAGCUGCUUUCAAGAACACAAUACUAUAUAAUUAACUCUAGUCCCUGUGCUAUACAUUAAAUCCUCGGAACUUUUAUAAUUGAAAGUUUGAACCCUUUGACCUACAUCCUCCCAUUUCCCCUUCUCCCCAGCCCCUAGCAAUCACCAUUCUAUUCCUUAUUUCUAUCAAAUCAGCUUUUUUCUUUUUUUUAAGGUUCCGUAUAUAGUGAUACCAUACAGUAUUUGUCUUUCUGUGUCUGGCUUAUUUCACUUAGCAUAAUUCAUCCCUGUUGUCACAAAUGACACGAUUUCCUUCUUUUUAAGGCAGAAUAAUACUCCUGCGUGUGUGUGUGUAUGUGUGUGUAUCAGAUUUUCUUUAUCCAAUCACCCACUGAAACACAUUUAGGUUGUUUCCAUAUCUUGGCUAUUGUGAAUAAGUUGCAGUGAACAUGGGAGUGCAGAUAUUUGUUCAAAAUACAAAUUUCAUUCCUUAUGUGAGUUCAUUUCAUUUCCUAUAUGGUUUACAAAUAUUUUUCUCCAUUCUAUAGGCUGUCUUUUCAAUUUAUUAAUUAUUUUCUUUGCUGUACAGAAGCACUUUAGUUUGAUGUGGUCCUACUUGUUUAUUUUAGCUUUCCUUGCCUGUGCUUUGGACAUCUUAUCCAAAAAGAAAUCAUUGCUAAUACCAAUGUCAAAGAGUUUCUUCUCUUCAUUUUCUUCUAGACGUUUUAUGUUUUCAGGUCUUACAUUUAAGUCUUUAAUUUAUUUUGAGUUAAUUUUCAUAGGUAUAAGAUAGCUGUCCAGUUUCAUUCUUUUGUUGGAUAUUCAGUUUUCCCAACACCAUUUAUUGAAGAGGCUAUCUUUUUCCCAUUGUGUUUGUUUUCUUGGAACCCUUGUCAAGUUUACUUGACCAUAUCUACAUGGGUUUAUUUUGGUGCUGUCUGUUCUGUUCUACUGGUCUAUGUGACUUUUUAUGCCUGUAUGACACUAUUUUAAUUACUGUAACUUUGUAGUAUACUUUGAAAUCAGAAAUAUGAUACUGUCAACUUUAUUCAUCUUUCUCAAGAUUGCUUUGGCUAUUGGGGUCUUUUUUGCUUCCAUAUGAAUUUGGGGGAUUUUUUUUCUAUUUCUGUGAAAAAUACCAUUGGAAUUUUGAUAGGGACCACACUGAAUCUGUAGAUCACUUUGGGUAGUAUGCACACUGUAACAAUAUCAAUUCUUCCAAUCUAAGAACAUAAGAUACCUUUCCAUUUAUUUGUGUCUUCAAUUUCUUUCAUCAGUGUCUCACAUUUUUCAAUGUACAGGUCUUGUAUCUCCUGGGAUAAACUUAUUUCUAUGUAUUUUAUAGUUUUUUUGAUGUAAAUGGGAUUGUUUUCUUAAUUUCUCUUUCUGAUAGUUUUUUGUUAGUGUAUAGAAAUGCAAUUGGUUUUGUAUCCUGGGACCUUACUGAAUUCAUUGAUUAGUUCUAACAGUUUUUUGGUAGGAACUUUGGGGUUUUCUAUUUAUAAGAGAUAAUUUUAGUUUUUCCUGUCCAGUUUGAAUGCCUUUUAUUUCUUUUUCUUGCUCAGUUGAUGUGGCUAGGAUUUCCAGUACUGUCUGUAAUAAAAGUGGUGAAUGUGGGCAUCCUUCUUUUGCUCAUGAUCUUAGAGGAAAGGCUUUUAACUUUUCACUGUUAAGUGUGAUGUAAGCUGUGGGCUUGUCAUACAUAGCCUUUAUGAUGUUGAGAAACAUUCAUUUUACACCUAAUUUGUUGAAUUUUUAUCAUGAAAAGAUGUUAAAUUUUGUCACAUACUUUUUCUGCAUUACUGAAAAGAUCAUAUACAUUUGAUCCUUCAUUCUGUGGGUAUCACAUUGGUUGAUUUGCAUAUGUUGAACCUUCCUUGCAUCCCAGGGGUAAAUCCCUCUUGAUCCUGAUGAAAAUCAUGUAAAUCAUGGGUAAAUCUUUUCCAUGUGCUUCUGAAUUUGGUUUACUAGUAUUUAAUUGAGGAUUUUGUGAAUCUAUCUUCAUCAGAUUUAUUGGUCUGUAAUUUUCUUUUCUUAUAGUGUCCUUACCUGGUUUUGUAUCAGAGUAAUAAUGGCCUUGUAAAGUAAGUUUGGAAAUGUCCUCUCUUCUUCCAUUUUUUGAGAUGGUUUGAGAAGGAUUGGUAUUAUUUAAAUGAUUGAUAGAAUUUGUAAGUGAAGCCAUCUGGUUCUAGUCUUUUUCUUUUAAGAAUUUUUGAUUAUUCAUUUAGUGUCCUUGCUUGUUAUUGACAUGCUCAGCUUUUCUAUUACUUCAUGAUUCAGUAUUGGUAAGUUGUGUAUUUCUUUGAAUUUAUCCAUUUCUUCUAAGUCCUCUCAUUUGUUGGCAUAAAUACUCAUAGUAGUCUCAUAAGAUCCUUUGUAUUUCUGUGGUAUCAUUUGUGAUGUCUCCUCUUUUGUUUAUUGUGUAUUUGAAUCAUCUCACUUUUUUCUUAGACUGGCUAAUGGGUUGUCAAUUUUAUCUUUAAAAAAAAACAACUCUUCAUUGAUCUUUUCCAUUGUCUUUCUCAUGAUUUGCACACUAUCAUUGCAGCAUUAGAGUAUUUUGAAUUUGACUAUAUAUUUAUCUUUACCAGUAAAUUUUAUAUUUUACAUGUUUUCAAUUACUAAUUAGCAUCCUUUAAUUUUAGUUUGAAGAAUUCCUUUAGCAUUUCUUGUAAAGCAGGUCUAAGGAUGAUGAAUUCCCUCAGUUUUUGUGUAUUUGGGAAAGUCUUUAUUUCUCCUUCCUUUCUGCAGGACAGCUUUGCUGGGCAAAGCAUUCUUGGUUGGCAGUUUUUUUCUUAGUGCACUCUGAAUAUAUCAUCCCAUUUUCUCCUGGUCUGCAAGGUUUCUACAGAGAAAUCUGCUGAUAGUCUUAUGGGGUUUCCCUGUAUGUGAUGAGUCUUUUUUCUUUUUGGCUGUUUUCAAAAUUCUCUUUGUCUUUGAUUUGUUUAUUGAUUUAUUGAUUUAUUUAGGGAGGGAGGGAGAGCAAGAGAUGUGGGGGAGAGGGAGAGAGAAUAUUUUUUUUAAGAUUUAUUUAUUUUAAAGAGAGAGAGAGUGCUCACACAGAAGUCGGCAAAGGGAGAGAAUCUCAAGCAGACUCCCCACUGAAUGUGGAGCCCUAAGUGGGGCUUGAUCACAGGACCCAUGAGAUCAUAACCUGAGCCAAAAUCAUGAAUCAUAUACUUAACCAACUGAGCCACCCAGGCACCCUGGGAGAGAGAAUCUCAAGGAAACUCCUUGUUGAGCAUGGAGUCUGAUGUGGGGCUCAAUCUCACAACCCUGAGAUCAUGACCUGAGCCAAAAUCAAUACUCAGAUGCUUAACUGACUGAAAUACCCAGGCGUCCCAUCUUUGUCUUUGAGUUUUAAGAGUUUCCUUAUAAUGUGUCUCAGUGAAGAUCUCUCCAAGUUGAAUCUGUUUGAGGACCUUUGAGCUUCAUAUGCCUGGAUGAUUCCUAUCUCUCUCCCAGUUUGGGAAGUUUUCUUCCAUUAUUUCUUUAAAUGAUUUUCUGUCUCUUUGUCUCUUCUUCUGUGACGUUCAUAAUAUGAAUAUUUUUUUAAAGAUUUUAUUUAUUUGAAAGAGAGUGAGUGAGAGAGAGAGUAUAAACUGGGCGGGGGGGGGGGAGGAGGAGCAGAGGGAGAGGGAGAAACAGACUCUCUGCUGAGCAGGGAGCCCGAUGUGGGGCUUGAUCCUAGGACCCCGGGAUCAUGACCCGAGCCAAAGGCAGAUGCUCAACUGACUGAGCCACUCAGGUGCCCCAGUAUGAACAUUUUUUGCUUGCUGGUGUCCCAUAAUGCACAUAGGUUUCCUCCACUCUUUUUUUUUUUUUUGUCCUCUGAUUGGAUAAUAUCAAUUCUCUGUCUUUAGGUUCAGAGAUUCUUUCUUCAACUAGUUGAGCUUGCUAUUGAAGCUCUCUGUUGCAUUUCUCAUUUAAUUUAUUGUAUCUGUCACCUCUAGAAUUUUUAUGUGGUUCUUUUUUAUGAUUUCUAAUUUUUUGUUGAAGGUUUUAUAUUAUUCAUGCAUUAGUUUCCUGAGUUCAUUGAUUUGUGUUUUCUUGAUUUUCACUGAGCUUCCUUAAAAUAAUUAUUUUGAAUUCUUUUUCAGGUAACUCACAGAGUUCCAAUUCUUUGGGGUCAGUUGCCUGAAAGUUAUUGUGUUCUUUUUGUCAGGUCAUGUAUCCUUGCUUUUUUUCCUGUGUUUCUAGUGGGUUUAUAUUGAUGUCUGAGCAUUUAAGGGAGAAUUUACCUCCUCCAACCUUUUCAGACUAGCUUUGAUGGGGAAAGCUUUUUACCUGAACAUGCGCUGUGAGGGCACUAGCUGAGUAGGGUGCAUUUCUUGUUCUGGGGAGAGUACAGUGGCAUGGUCUCUAUGCAGGUCUGUUAGAUGAGGUUGGUGUCAGUAAAGGCUGUGGGGAUCUUUGGUGGAGGGCUCGCCGGUGGCAGUGGUGGCUAGGGCUACUGCAGUCCUUGGUGGUAAAGGUUGCUGAGGUUCUCCUGUUCUCCUUUGUUGCCCAUGGAAGGAAGUUCUAGUUGAGAGCAUCCCUCCUGGCACCCAGUCAGUACACUGAUCCUCAGUGGAGCUGUGGCCCAAGGCUGGGUUGCAUGCAGAACCAUCAUUGUGCACAGAUGCACUUGCUGCAGCUGGGACACCCACGUCUGAGGUACUGGCAUUUACAGAUCUCCCAUGGAACCAGGGCCUGGGUCUGGGGCUUGUGCAUGACUUGAGCCCCAGGAGCAUGGUAUGCAGACCCUAGGAUGACUGAGUACAGCAGUGGCCUGGGCCCAGGGGGGCGGAGGACAGCAUCAGCACAUCCUGGGGAGAGUGUGUCAAAGUUCCAGCUCUGACCCCAGGGGGCGGGGGGCAGGGGGCAGAGUAACAGCAGCUUGGCCCCAGUUAUGCUGGAUCAAAGCUCCAAACUCAGGAACCAGAGAGGGAACACAGAACUGUUGUGGCGUGGCCUGGGGAUGGGUUUAAUUUUUCAAUUAAACUCGUUGUCUGGGACCUACCAGAGACACGAAAGUUCUGUUGAACACCUUUUCCAAAAGCCUAGCAUUGCAUAUUCUGAGAAGUGACAUGUGUGUCUUGGUUACUAUUCAUAAUGCCUGUAACCUCCACGGGAGUAAGGAGUGUCCUGGCAAGGGCUUAUGUUGUGGGCCUAAUAUAUGUGUGAGUUUGAUUUGUGUUUUAGAGAUCUGUGAGGGACAAGAUUCCCAGAGAUUUUUAUCCUGACAGGGACAACCCUUAGGCAGUGGCAACAGUUGUGAUAUGUAUGCCGAUGGGGCUGUUUGCUGAGCAGAGAACAUUCAGUGCUAAGAGGACUGCCUUAAAGUUUGGCCAAAUGUGCCUACCCUUGGGCUCCCAUCCUUUAUUAGAGGGACAUCCUGGCUAGGAGAUAGAAAGUUGCAAUGUUCCUCUGAGCUCUCCAUCAUUUCUAGGAAGGUGGGCAAUGCCAAUCAUAUAGUCUAUGAACUUUCACUGUUGUUCACUCAGUUAAUCCCAAGGGCUCCUCAGGUAGCCAAGGGUCUGGAGAGGGUGACCUCCUCUAGCACAGUAGUAUCUGGCAAGGGACUGAGGACAGGGGAGACCACCCCCUCCUGUAGGUGGACUGUGUCAGAGAGCCCGAGUUUGGCUCCAUCCUAUAUCCAGGGAGGCCUCAGUACCCAUGCGGACCUUGUGGGGUGCUGCUUUCUUGACCCGGGGGCAUCUGGAUACAGAGAUACAGCCCAGUGUCUGGGAGAGCCUCUGUUUUCAGGAGAGUCUGGUACGUGGCCAGUCAUUUGUUGUUUUAAUGGUACACAGCAUGAGGCUGAGAGGGUCAGUUUCUUGCAUCUAAAGCCUUUGGGCCACUUAUAGCCACAUCAGUGACCUGAGAGGAGAUUGCCCAGAUCUUUUGAGUGAAAGAGUCUCUGAGGGCAGUGCCUAUUGAUGUUAAUUUGGUCAGAUUUCAGAGGUUUUUUUGAGGGAGCCCACGUAAGUGGGCUGAUUUGUAAGUAGCAGCAUCAGUGAGAUUAAGGACGACUUGUAAAUGAGUACCAUGUGGUCAUCAGAACCCAAAAAGUACUGAAAGAUGUUGGACUUGUGUGUCCUUGGUGAGUGUGUCAGAUGAGUCUCCUUGGAGCAAGGAUGGCAUCAUUGUGAUGUCGUGCCUGUGCUCCCAGAGAGGAUGGGUGCAGCAAAGAUCUUGUCUGCGAAGUUGCUGAGGUACCCCACAGGGAGCCUGGAGAAGGUAGGUGUGUCCCUUUGAGGUGAAGGCGAAGUGUGCCUGAGAGACUGUUGCAGUAGGCACUGAGCAGAGUGUACUAGCCGAACCUCUAAGAGCAAAAUAUUUACCAGUUACUGAUUGAAUAGAAUUAGUAAUUUUAAGACUAUUGGAUAUUGGGUAUUGGGGCCCUAAUGCAUGGGACCACAGCAGCAAGAUGGCAGAAAUCUACCAUGAAGGACCUUUAUGUUCCCUGGGUUUAAGAACAGGCAAAUUUGGGCUGCAAAAAUGGCGAAGCAACUGGGAUAAUCACCCCUUUGUGAAUUAGGUUUUAUAGAAUAAAUUUUAAUUCUUGAAGGACCUUAUUUACUUACUUUGGGCCAGGUAAACUAUUUUAACGGUGUUGGGUGGGGGAAUCAUGGAGUCUCACUUUUAUCAAUCUAAUUUGUAAGUGACAAAGACUUAUGUUAAUUAUAAUUUAUUCAUUACGUUAGAGUGUCUGUACAUGGGGUAUUUUAGGGGAGUUGGUAGUCUCCCUACAGGAAAUUGAGACAAAACUACAGUUACAGUGAGGCAUACCUACAUUUUUUCCUGUUUUCUAUUUGGUUACUUUUUUUCAGAUUAGAAGAGCUACAGUGUCUAAACUUAGCAGAAUCCCCAGGUAUAAAAAACUAUAAUCCACCCUCCCCCCACCCCGUAUUGAUUAAGUCUAGGAUGUUUUGUCACUGGCUCAUUUUAGCAAAAUGUUCAAGUUAAUUUAGAACCUACAUCUAAGGUUGUAGAGGCACAAAAACCAAUGAACACUUUUUUAAUCUCUUGGUUAUAUAAAUCUUUUAGUAUGUAAGUCUUACAUAUUUGCUCCAUAUGUAAUUAUUCUACAUAAUUUGUUAUAUGAAGUUUCGUGGUAUCAUUUGUUGUUGCAUCCAGGAGAGCAGUGGCAGCAGCAUCCUGAGUGUGUGACCACAUAGUUUUAAGGAGGCUUGUCUUGUGUUGAUAGGCGUCAGCACUCACGAGGGCCCAGACACACUGGCCAGGAGACUUGUCAUCUUGGAUGAGUUGAGAACAUUCCUCAGGUCCUAGGAGGAGCAGGGAGAGAUGACUUCUCCACCUUGUCCUUUCCUUCUCUUUUUAUUGAGAUGGAAUUUACUUUGAACAAAGAGCUACUGGUCUCCAUGGAAGGAGUUUCUUAUAUCGCAUUGGGUCUGGGGACACAUUGCAAUGGCAGAAAGGCAAGUGACAACAAAGAGAUCUGCCCUCGAAGUAACUUUUUCUCAUUUUUAGAAAGACAGAGAAUGUGAGUGGGGGCAGGAGCAGGGCAGAGGGAGAGGGAGAAUCUUAAGCAGGCUCCACGCCUAGUGGCCCGAUGGAGGGUUCGAUCUCACAACCCUGAGAUCAUGACCUGAGCCGAAACCAAGAGUCAGAUGCUUAACCAACUGAACCACCCAGGUGCCCCUUGAAGCAACUUUUUAAGCCUUUUGGGGGCCGUGGUUUCCAUGAGGAGGGCGCUCAGCAUCAUGUCAACAAUGGAUCCCUAUAGUGUACUAGGGGCUAACGCUUGGACUUCUGCCAGAGAUACUUUCUAAAAGAGAGAUCGUCUGGAUGAAGUUGGAAUCUGUGUGAUGGGACCAGUUGCUCACAGAAUGAGGAGGGAGGUAACUCAGGCGAGCAGCCCCAACGGACUUUGGCAUUGCUGGCUUAGUCAAUCGGCUUACAUCCCAACACCAUCCGUUGGAGGAAGUCACUCCUCGCUCCUGGUUGGUAAAAGCCUCUGCCUUGUGUGUCGGCCAGUUAGCCUAGUCCCUGAGGGGUCAUCAGUCCAGAUGACCCCUCAGCGUGGGGAAUCAUGUGGGAGCCCUGGGUCCAGUUAUUUACCCCACAAGGUGCCAAGUCGGGAACAUGGGUUACCAUCAGCCUAGGCUACAGCCCUAAGAGUAAAUGAGGACUGUAGACAUGCACGCCUUUGAGGUCCUCCUACAAGUUAGGCUGGAACGCCUUGUCAGCAUAAGGUAGCUGCCUGAGUACGGGUGUGCCCACGGCUGGCGGUGGGGGCUACUUAGUGAGUCAGGAGCAGUGAAGAGGCAUGCUCCUUUGUCAAAACCAGUCACCCUUCUUGCUGCACCAGUUGUGAUAAAAUCUACUCACAGGAUUUUAAUUUCUGGAGGUGACUGAGUGACAUGGAAAAGCUAAUGCCAUACCACAAAAGGUCACAGGGAGACGCACCAGAGCCACUCAGGAGGCAGAAGCAGGCGCACUGGGAAAGUUUGGGGGAGAGCCCUUAGUGUUUUUGCAGCAAAGGCCAGGCAGGGCAAGGGAACAUCUUAGGAUUGGCUAGUUUGGGUAAUGUCAGGGGGCUCUUGGCUAUAGUGCGGUGCUGACCAUGGGUGAUUAGGGCAGAGGAAUACUGCCUCCUGGAGUGUAAGAACCAGAUAGAGGAAGCAGCUGAGAGUGGGGGCUCUGGAUUGGUUGGUUUUCAUAUGAAAGGUGUGCUCCGUGGGGGUCCUUUGUUGUCUUUAAGAACUAGCCAGACCAGACCAGCAGUCUCUCCACAGUCAGGGAGGCCCCAAGUUGCUAAAAUGUCACAAAAGAUUUAAAAAACAUGAUUAAAGAAGCUCAUUCUAGCAUUUUUGGCUACAGCCUCUGUAAGAGAGGUGUACUCUCCAACGAGUAGGUAUUUCUGUGCAGGAGUGGGGCCUGGGCCAGGGGCCUCCGUGUGUGCGGAGCUCAGCAGGGAGGCUCCUUGGCAUAAGGCAGCCCCCAGAUAAAGAGUGCGAACCGGGGUAACGUGGAAUCCCCUGAGGGAGUCUAAGUCAUGAGGCUGAGUCGGCAUAUGUGGCCCUUAAGGACAAAAAUGGCAUUUGCAACAUGGAUUAUCUCUACCUUUUACUUUUGGGGAUUAUUUGAAAUAUUUCACUGGGGCCUUUGUCCUUUUACUUGAAUAGUUUGGUCAAGUUUUGUAUGCUAACGUUUGAUCAGUGACUGGCUUAUCUCACCUCUCAUACUACUCACCUCCUAUCUCCCCAACCCAUACUUCACUGAACUCUGGGAAAAAAAUUGUUACUAGGUAGGUUGGAAAGCUCUAUUUGUAUAUUUGUUCUUUGCUAGUAGAGGGUGGUGUCAUUAGCAUCCUUUAUAGCUGUGAAAUGAUUUUACCAGUUAAAAAUUUGUUGUGUAUUUUUUUCUUCUUAAUUGGAAGAGCAGGUUUGAACCAAUAAGUCGUUGUAGAUAAACUUAAAAAUUAUGCUUUUAUCUGUUUAGAGAUAGACAAUGUGUUAUCACAUUCAUGUAAUGUAGAUUAUUCUUCUGGCCUUUUAUUUUCUAAGCUCAAGUCGGGGUUAAAGAUGUAGUAACAGUAUUUGGCAUUUUGUUGCUUAAGUGAGGCCAGUCUUAAAUGUUACAAAAUUUACUUCAUGUAUUCUUGUACUGUUGAUUUUCAUUCAUUGAAACUCUAUAUCUAAGAUGUGAUAUUUGGCGUAAAUAAAACUUACAGUGUUGUAAA